This is a messenger RNA of Marmota flaviventris (yellow-bellied marmot), 3164 nucleotides long. RefSeq names its product synoviolin 1 (gene Syvn1). Gene Ontology annotation, molecular function: ubiquitin protein ligase activity. Gene Ontology annotation, biological process: ERAD pathway; proteasome-mediated ubiquitin-dependent protein catabolic process. Gene Ontology annotation, cellular component: endomembrane system. The record is from RefSeq and is a predicted model, not a curated record. Lineage: Eukaryota; Metazoa; Chordata; Mammalia; Rodentia; Sciuridae.
GCGCAGUGGGAACAAACAAAGGGCACACUUGGUACGGUCCACGCCGCGCCCCGCGCCGCCGGAAGUGAGGUGUCUUACCCCCGAAGUUCCGGUUCGCAGGGGGUGGGGAGUGUUGUUAACCCGAGCGGCUGCCGCAGUCGCGGAGAUUGAGCGGGCUCGCGGCGCUGGGCUCCUGGUCUGCGGGCCAGGGCAAUGUUCCGCACCGCAGUGAUGAUGGCGGCCAGCCUGGCGCUGACCGGGGCCGUGGUGGCUCAUGCCUACUACCUCAAACACCAGUUCUACCCCACUGUGGUGUACUUGACCAAGUCCAGCCCCAGCAUGGCAGUCCUGUACAUCCAGGCCUUCGUCCUUGUCUUCCUUUUGGGCAAGGUGAUGGGCAAGGUGUUCUUUGGGCAGCUGAGGGCAGCAGAGAUGGAGCACCUUCUGGAGCGUUCCUGGUAUGCUGUUACUGAGACUUGUCUGGCAUUCACCGUUUUUCGGGACGACUUCAGCCCUCGCUUUGUUGCGCUCUUCACCCUCCUCCUCUUUCUCAAAUGUUUCCACUGGCUGGCCGAGGACCGUGUGGACUUUAUGGAACGCAGCCCCAAUAUCUCCUGGCUCUUUCACUGCCGAAUUGUCUCCCUUAUGUUCCUCCUGGGUAUCCUGGACUUCCUCUUCGUCAGCCACGCUUAUCACAGCAUCCUGACCCGUGGGGCCUCUGUGCAGCUGGUGUUUGGCUUUGAGUAUGCCAUCCUGAUGACAAUGGUGCUCACCAUCUUCAUCAAGUAUGUGCUACACUCCGUGGACCUCCAGAGCGAGAACCCCUGGGACAAUAAAGCUGUGUACAUGCUCUACACAGAGCUGUUCACAGGCUUUAUCAAGGUUCUGCUGUACAUGGCCUUCAUGACCAUCAUGAUCAAGGUGCACACCUUCCCGCUCUUUGCCAUCCGACCCAUGUACCUGGCCAUGAGGCAGUUCAAGAAAGCUGUGACAGACGCCAUCAUGUCCCGCCGAGCCAUCCGCAACAUGAACACAUUGUAUCCAGAUGCCACUCCUGAGGAACUUCAGGCAAUGGACAAUGUCUGUAUCAUCUGCCGAGAAGAGAUGGUGACUGGUGCCAAGAGGCUGCCCUGCAACCACAUCUUCCACACCAGCUGCCUGCGCUCCUGGUUCCAGCGACAGCAGACCUGCCCUACCUGCCGAAUGGAUGUCCUAAGAGCAUCUCUGCCAGCCCAGUCACCACCACCUCCUGAGCCUGCGGAUCAGGGGCCACCCCCUGCCCCUCAUCCCCCACCACUCCUGCCUCAGCCCCCUAACUUCCCCCAGGGCCUCCUGCCUCCUUUUCCUCCAGGCAUGUUCCCGCUGUGGCCCCCCAUGGGUCCCUUCCCACCUGUCCCACCUCCCCCAAGCUCCGGAGAGGCUGCAGCCCCUCCAUCCACCAGUGCAGCCCUUUCUCGGCCCAGUGGAGCAGCUACAACUACAGCUGCUGGCACGGGUGCCCCUGCCCCAGCACCUGGCUCUGCCCCAGAGGCUAGCCCUGCCCCAGGCUUUCCCUUCCCUCCUCCCUGGAUGGGUAUGCCCCUGCCGCCACCCUUUGCCUUCCCCCCCAUGCCUGUGCCCCCUGCGGGCUUUGCUGGGCUGACCCCAGAGGAACUGCGGGCUCUGGAGGGCCAUGAGCGGCAGCACCUGGAGGCCCGGCUGCAGAGCCUGCGCAACAUCCACACUCUGCUCGAUGCCGCCAUGCUGCAAAUCAACCAGUAUCUCACUGUGCUGGCCUCUUUGGGGCCCCCCCGGCCUGCCACUUCUGUCAACCCUGCUGAAGAGACUGCCUCUCCAGUGGUCGCUGCUGCCUCCUCUACCAGCAUCCCCAGCUCUGAGGCUACCACCCCAUCUCCAGGAGCCUCCCCACCAGCCCCUGAAACUGAAAAGCCUCCAGCUCCUGAGUCAGUGGGUGCCGAGGAGCUGCCUGAAGAUGGAGAGCCUGAUGCUGCAGAGCUCCGCCGUCGCCGCCUACAAAAGUUGGAGUCCCCUGUUGCCCACUGACACUGCCCCUGUCCUCACCCUGUCCCCGCUCUCUUGAGCAGCCCUCGCUGGAACAAGUCCUGCCACCAAGUGCCAGCUCCCUCUCUGCACCAGGGAGUAGUAACCCCAGCUCUGAGAAAGAGGAGGAGGCAUCCCUGAGGCCAAGUGGAAAGAGGCUGAGUUCCCAGUCCAAGACUCCAGCCCUGAGGCCCAGGCGGGCAUGGGGAUGCUGGGUCAACUUCAGCAUUCCUUGCCACCUCUUCAGCCCUGUGUUCUGCUGGGGCAUAGCUGGAGCUGUGAAGGCAAAAGGUUCAGCCUCUGAGAACCCCCUUCUUUCCCAUCCAUUUCUGGGAGAAGGGGCAGACCCUCCAAGCCCUCCUUGUAUGCGGGGUCACACUGCAGUGCCGAACAGUAUUAGUUCCCAUACCCAAGUGUGGACCCCAGAGGGGCUGGAGGCAGGCCAGGAACUUGCCCUGGCCCUCCUGCCAAGACUGGUACAAAUUUCCUUUUCUUAUCCUGAUCUCCCCCAGAAGCCCCUUUGUGGUGGAGCCCCUUUGUGGUGGUGGCUAUGCCCCCUGUGCCCUGUGGCAUUUCCACGUCUUACUGGCAACCACACAACUCAGGGAAAGGAGUGCCUGGGGGUGGGGGGCAGGCGGGCAGCACUGAGGGACCCUGCCCUGCCCCUCCCCCAGGCCCUUUCCCCUGCAGCUUCUCUUAGGUGAGGCUGCCUCAGUCUCACCCUGUAGCCACUGCCCAGCCACAGCCGGGCUGAGGGCUAGUGUGCUGCUCCUUAACCACUGCAACCCAGAAUCCAAGGAAGGCCACUUCUCACCUUGCAGAACUUAAGAUUCUUAAGUUCAGAAGGAUUGGAACUACUACCUUAUUACCUGGUGGCUUUUGGCUUAAAUUUUAUCUUUUGAAUUUGAAUGCCCAUCCCCAGGAAAGAGAAGCCAGAAGUACAGCUCCUCCUCUCCACUUUAGAACAGGCUCUGGGCCAGGCAGGGACCACAGGAGCCAAGGCCUGCCUGUCCCUUUCUUCCCCUUGGUUUUGUGUUACAAGAGUUGCUGGAGACAGUUUCAGAUGAUUAUUUAAUUUGUAAAUAUUGUAAAAAUUUUAAUAGCUUAAAUUGUAUAUACGGCCAAAUAAAAACUUGCAUUAAUGA